AUGCCAUCGCCCUUCCUAACCCCCGGAUCAACCGCUCAAGCAGAAGGCCUCGCCCUGCUCCACCUCCGCCGCGACCAAAGUAUCCCGGCGAUCCUCCGCACCUACGACGACGAGAACCAGGGCUACGACGAGGGCAAGGUAGUGACCACGCGAUUCGGCUCAUUUCCGCACAGCACGCUCAUCAACAAGCCAUGGGGAUCGCAGAUCAUCGCCUCCGUCGUCGACACGGGCUCGCGCGGCCGAAAGUCCGGCGCGGCGAAGAAGCGCAAAGCCGAUGACCUCGAUGCAUCGGGGACGACCACCGGCGCGGAUGAUGAGAAGUCUUCGCUGAAAAAACCCGUCACUGCUGCGAGUGGGUUCAUUCAUCUUGUGGCCCCGACUCCCGAAGCCUGGACUUUGUCCCUUCCACACCGGACACAGGUCGUCUACACCCCGGACUACAGCUACAUCCUGCACCGCCUCCGCGCCAGGCCCGGAAACACGGUGAUCGAAGCUGGCGCGGGGAGUGGAUCGUUCACGCAUGCGUCGGUCCGCGCCGUGUUCAACGGAUAUCCGGACUCCGCGACGCCAGCAGCGAAACGACGACGGCUGGGCAAGGUGUGCAGCUACGAGUUCCAUGAACCGCGCGCGGGGCGGGUGAGAGAGGAAAUCAGCCAGCACGGACUAGACGGGAUUGUGGAGGUGACGCAUCGCGACGUCUACGAAGAUGGCUUCCUACUGGACGACCCCAAGACCGGCAGGUCGCCCAAUGCCAACGCCAUCUUCCUCGACUUGCCUGCGCCGUGGCUCGCGCUGAAACAUCUCGUGCGCAACCCGCCCUCUGGCGCGGUGUCUCCGCUAGACCCGUCCUCUCCUGCGUACCUGUGCACGUUCUCGCCGUGUCUCGAGCAGGCGGAGCGCACGAUUAGCACUAUGCGGCAGCUGGGCUGGUUGUCUAUUACCAUGGUCGAGGUGAAUCAUCAUAUGAUUGACGUGAAGCGGGAGCGCAUUGGAUUAGAUGCGCAGGGUGUGCGCGGGGCGCUUGUGGUCCCUAGGUCUGUGGAUGAGGCCGUGGCCAAACUACGCAGCGAUGAGGACCGCACUCGACGGUUUCGCGAGGCCGAGGCAGAUGGUGGAACCGGGGUGGAUGAAAGAAAGACCCCGGCCAUGGACCAACCCGCCCAAGCACCGUCAGAUGUUCCUUCAUACAGCCUAGGCCGAUUAGUGCAUCGGACAGAGGAUAACCUCAAAACCCACACAUCAUACCUGGUCUUCGCCAUAUUGCCGCGGGAGUGGUCGGAGGAGGACGAGCAGAAAUGCCGAGAGAAGUGGCCAUCAGCACAGACGGGUGCGGACGCAACUGCCGCACCCAAAAGCAAAAGACAGAUGAAACAGGAGGCUAGGGCAAAGCGGCAGCAAGAGGAGCAGGAGGCACAGGAACAGUCCCAGCAAGGGACAGAUGCGAAGGAUGAGUGA
Molecule: messenger RNA, 1455 nt
Organism: Penicillium lagena
Lineage: Eukaryota; Fungi; Ascomycota; Eurotiomycetes; Eurotiales; Aspergillaceae
Gene: trm61
Product: tRNA 1-methyladenosine methyltransferase subunit GCD14
Exons: 1
Coding region: 1-1455 (484 amino acids)
Biological process (GO): tRNA methylation
Cellular component (GO): tRNA (m1A) methyltransferase complex; nucleus
Source: RefSeq, a predicted model, not a curated record